Myxocyprinus asiaticus (Chinese sucker) is the source of this 1556-nucleotide messenger RNA. RefSeq names its product potassium channel tetramerisation domain containing 12.2 (gene kctd12.2). The record is from RefSeq and is a predicted model, not a curated record. The transcript has a single exon. The coding region runs from base 62 to 886 and encodes 274 amino acids. Gene Ontology annotation, biological process: protein homooligomerization; regulation of G protein-coupled receptor signaling pathway. Lineage: Eukaryota; Metazoa; Chordata; Actinopteri; Cypriniformes; Catostomidae. Gene Ontology annotation, molecular function: protein binding. Gene Ontology annotation, cellular component: presynaptic membrane; postsynaptic membrane.
UUUCUUUCCAUUCUUCUCCCGUCCCGUGAUUGCGCCGGAGGUUUCGCGCAUCUAUACAGAGAUGGACAAGAGUCGCAGGGACGCUUCAGACCAAUUUUCCGAAAUUAUUGAGCUCAAUGUCGGAGGGCAGGUUUACGUUACGCGGCACUCAACUUUGCUCUCCGUGCCAAAUUCUCUACUUUGGACCAUGUUCAGUCAGAAAAAACCCACGGAACUUACAACGGACAGCAAAGGACGCUUCUUUUUGGACAGGGACGGCUUUUUGUUCAGAUAUAUUUUGGAUUACUUACGGGACCAGACUCUGGUUUUGCCUGAUUACUUCAAAGAGAAGGCGAGCCUUCUCAAAGAGGCAGAAUAUUUCCAACUUAAAGACCUGGCGAGACGCUUGAGACCGGCGGUUAGUAAGGAGAACUCUAUCAGCGAGGAGGUGUGUCAGAGCUACCCGGAGGAGACUGCACUCUCCGGCGCGCUCGCCGGUACCAGUAUCACCUGCACUGGCCCUCGCUCGCCGUCUGUGGACGCGAGGAAAAUCGGCUACAUAACAAUCGGUUACAGGGGGUCCUACACCAUAGGACGAGACAUCCAACAGGAUGCCAAAUUUCGGCGGGUGGCGAGGAUCACAGUGUGCGGCAAAACGUCUCUGGCCAAAGAAGUUUUCGGGGAGACUCUAAACGAAAGCAGAGACCCCGACAGACCCCCUGAGAGAUACACGUCUCGGUAUUACCUUAAGUAUAAUUUCCUGGAGCAAGCCUUCGACAGGCUGGCUGAGUUGGGCUUCCACAUGGUUGCUUGUAGCUCCACGGGCACCUGCGCGUACGCGAGUAAUGACCCCAACGAGGACAAAAUCUGGACGAGUUACACCGAGUAUGUGUUUUGCAGGGAUUGAAGUGGACUCUGUGACUCUUUUUAAAAGUGUAAUGCCAGACGUUACGCACCACAUUAAUGUGUAGUUUUGUGCCACAAUGCCAACAUGUAAACUCAAGUUAGGGACCUUUUAAAGUUGGACAGACGUUUUGUGCAUAGGUGUGUGUGAGUAAUUAUUUAAUAACAAUUAUUCCUAGGAUGCAAACGUCUUAACCAACCACCGAUGGCAAUGAUCAGUGUUCAGCUAACAGGCUGGAAGCACAAACAUACUGUCAGUGAUAUUACAUUUUGAAAAGAUUUAGGAUAAUAAUUUGUGAAACAAAUACAUUUUUCUAAAACUCAAAUUCGUAUUACUUUUUGAUAUUUAAAGUUCCUUAAAUUCUUUAAUAGAAUGGGAUUCGUUUUAUUUCUCAAAAAGAAAAACAGAGAAAAACAUAAGGUCAGCUUUAUUAAAUGUAAUCUCGGUAGCAAUACCCUCAACAACAAAAGUCAGAUAGCAACUUGUUCCAUAAUAGCUAAAUACUGUAUAUACUCUGCUUUUUACUGGAUCUGUAUACCUCAUACUUCUUAGACAAUGUCUGAAGAUAAUUCAUGUUUUUUUUAUGUGUUUGCAUUUCAAUGUAUCAAACCUUUAACUCUUCGCCAUGAUGUCUGUCAGCUUCACACACAGAAUAAACUAAUCAUGAAAGAUA